Molecule: messenger RNA, 4440 nt
Organism: Physella acuta
Lineage: Eukaryota; Metazoa; Mollusca; Gastropoda; Physidae
Product: band 4.1-like protein 4A
Biological process (GO): actomyosin structure organization
Cellular component (GO): cytoskeleton
Source: RefSeq, a predicted model, not a curated record
GAUCAUAAUCAUAGAGAAUGAUUUUAUUCAAUACCUAGUCUUUGUUUUUUGUUAGCCUAUCCUAGGGCCUAGACUAGAUUAGUAGAUCUACAAGUAAAAUAAAAUAUUUUAAAAUAAUAAGAACUUAUGACGUGGAUUGUUUGCUUACUCGAUGUUAUUUUCAAGGCAUUUUUAAAGUAAAGACCGUUUCCGCACAAUGUUGAAAUUUUAAUAACAAGGUGACAAAUGUGACUCCAAUUAUAAUGUCCAAAGGGGGAAGGUUAUCCCGUCUUAUUCCGAAAUUCUUUCGUGGAGAGAGUAAACCUAGUUCCAAGAGUGGAAGCAAUGGCUCGGAUUUUAAAGGCCCUGCAUGCUUAGUCAUAUUUUUGGAUGACUCAGAGCAGAGAGUCCCAUACAAGGGGAGCUGGAAAGGGCAAGCCCUAUUUGAUGCUGUCUGUGAAAUGAUCAACCUCCUAGAGAAGGAUUACUUUGGACUGAGAUAUGUUGAUGACACUGGACAAACACAUUGGCUUGAUCAUGCCAAGUCUGUAUCAUCACAGUUAAAAGGGUGUUCAACCCCUCACAAGUUUUACUUUGGUGUCAAGUUUUAUGCUGCCGACCCUUGUAAAUUACAUGAAGAGAUCACAAGGUAUCUGUUCUUCCUACAAGUCAAACGAGAUAUAUUACAGGGAAGACUUCCUGUUUCAUUUGAGGAAGUUGCUGAGCUUUGUGCUUACGCUGUCCAAUCUGAGUUGGGGGACUUUGAGCCCAGGAUACACACAGUUGGAUAUGUGUCUGAAUUCUGUUUUGUGCCAAACCAAACUGAGGAGUUAGAGGCUAGAAUAGCUGCAGUACACCGCAGAUGUGUGGGAGCAACACCAGUUAUGGCUGAGCAGCGGUACCUUGAGAAAGUAAAAUGGUUAGAAAUGUAUGGUGUAGAUCUACAUCCUGUUCAGGGGGAAAGCAAUGUGGAAUAUUUUCUUGGCUUGACACCCACUGGCAUUGUUGUAUAUAAACAGAAAACAAAAGUCGCCAGUUAUUUUUGGCCCAGGAUAACAAAAUCCAGCAAUAAAGGAAAAAUUUUCACCAUUAAAGUGAAAGACAAAAAUAAUGAAGAGCACGCCUAUGCAUUUGAACUCUCAACCAAGCAAGCAUGCAAGCAUUUGUGGAAAUGUUGUGUUGAGCACCAUAUGUUUUUCAGUGGAAGAUCUGAGCGUCUAGCAGCCAAUGAAUCACGAGCCAGAAAACAACCUAAUGUACAGAGAUCACAGAGCAGACGGCAGCCUAGAAGAGCUAACUCUGACUCCAGGCUUGCUGCUGAACAGCUUUACCAGGACCAGUACACCCAGAACAAUCGCAGUGUUGUGACUGUUAUGGGCCAGCCAGAACCUGUCAGAGCGCCCAGACACAGGUCAUUGCCUGAGUUGCAUGGUAGACAGUCACCAAGAAGUGUUAAAUCCGCACCAUGGGAGUCCAAGUUUGACCGUGGACUGUACACAUCAGGCCAUGACUCACCCUCUGUGUACAGUGAGAGAAAGGAUGGGAAACAUCCCAGCUUCAUCUCUGGCAGUGACAGUGAAAGUGGGAUCAGCCAGCGCAAGAGAUAUUUCCCUAACAGAAAAGGUUCUGAUAACGAAAGUGAUGCAUCUGCCACAAGACGAAGAAGACGUGAACUGGACAGUGACAGUGGAUCUGAGGUUUCCUUCAGCAACUCUGCAGGAAACAGGAAAAAACGCAAUACCCAAAGUGAGAAAGGUGCCAAACAGAGCAAUGGACACCUAUUAUAUCCAUUCCAUGAUAAGGAAAAUGCUCAUGGCUCUGUGCCAUCUCUACAUUCUGCCCCCGCUGGGGAACUGAAGCAGAGACGAAGAAGAAGGAGAAGUAAGUCACCAGGAAACACAAAAAGACCGCCUGAAGAACUAAAGCAACAUAUAGAGUUUGACUUGGUAGACACUGAAGGGAUGACUGUUGACCAGCUGAGAGAUAUCCCCUACACCAAAGUGGAAACGAAGGCAAACUUAUUUAGAGUCAAAUACUCACCAAAGAUUCGACAAAAAAUCUGGGCUUCAAGAACAAAAAGCUUUGGGGAUGCUGACAAAAGUGGCACACAGAAGUCUGGGGCAAGCUCCACAAUCUCCAGACAAGACAGCUAUUACACCGAUCCAUCAGGCAGAUAUGUCUAUGGAAGCAGGAUAUCAGGAAGUUUAAGUCAAGGACGGCUGGCAGGUGGUCAAGAAGUGACCAAGUCUCAGCUGCUGGACCAAAGCUCAGCGCCAUCAGCUCCUGUAAACCCCAGCCUGCGCAGUGAGAAGAACGACGGCUACAGUUCUUCUGCUUCCCGGUCACGCCCUCCUCCUCCCUAUUCAAGCCUGAAGGACACAAUGCGGGGUGGUGGUCAGUCAGAUUACGAGCACUACCAGUCAGAUACCCACCAACAGGACCGCUACCGCCAGGGGCGGUCUAAUCAGAGUAGACUCAGCUAUCACGAGCAGGCUAGUGACUACAACAGCCACGCCGCUGAUGCUAAACGGUACAGCCAGAACGUAACUGAAAGUGAUCGCUAUAGCCAGAACAAUUCCGAGUAUGGGAGGAGCCGGCAGAGAGGGCCGGACUCUAACAGGUACAGCCAGUACCAGUCCGACACUGACAGCAGGUACUCCAGGUCACAGAACCCACCUGCCGGCGCUAGGAGCUAUGAACCAGGAAGUGGCCAGAACACGUCCAGCAGUGCCAGACCAAAUGAUUCGACCCGGGUCAGUUACGGCCGACCUGGCCAACGCCCGGAACAAAACUCUGACGCAGGCAGCUACAGCAGAAACAAUCAAGGUCCAGACAGCUACAACACAUCCGCGAGAAACUCUCAAGGCCCAACCAGCAACUAUGGAACAACCAGCCGAAACUCCCAGGGCCCACCGGACAACUACGGAACAUCCAGCAGAAAUCCCCAGGGCCCAGCUAGCAGUUACAGCCCCUACGCAAGGUCUCAAGCCCCCAGGGGUCAGUCCUAUCCCAUCAAAGACAGCUCCUUCACUGCAGGGUCCAGGGACUCCCAGACUCACACUCCAUCUCCAAGGUACAAUGAGAGUCUGGUGGAUGGGGCGUCUAGUGUCAAUUCAGCCUCACCAAGGGGAAAUAACAAGUCAGCCUUUGACCAAAGGUCAACUCCCCCAAGAGCUAAUGCCCAGUACUACGAGGACAAAGGUUUGCCUCAGGUGUCCUACUCUGGGCAGUCAGGGUCAAGCAGUGGCUACAGUGGCUCUACCAACCGUCAGAGUGGCAGCAGUAAUGUGUCGCCACUGGAACAGCACAGGAUGAGGAACACCCUCAGUGGCUACAGCCCUCAGUAUGUGGACAGGCAGCAAAGCCAGGCUCUCAGACAAGUCCAGGGACCACACUCUACCAAGACAGACCCAGGUAGGCAUGGUUACACCCAACACACAGGCAAUAACUACAGAUCUGAUUUGGUCACCCAACUCUAACGUCUCAAGCUGAAUAGCUUUAGCAUCCACUCCGAGCCAGUUUCUACAUAACAUUUGCCACCACCUACUUAGCCAUGGCAUGUCUGGACAUGAUGCUGCUUGUAUGUUAUCAGCAACUGCAUUUUUUUAUAAAAAAAAAAUUUUGUGGAACUAUGUUUUUUUUGUAUAAAUUCCUCUACAAAAGCAAGCACCGAUUAAAAUUUUUUUACUGUAAAAGUUGUUAAUGGCAUGAUAUAGUUAAGUUAGAAACAUUUAAACUGAGAGCCACUAAUCUAAAUUUAUUAAAGGCAUAGUGAGGUGCUCUUAGGUGAUUAAGCUCUCACCACUUAUGACUAAUCUAUUCUAAAGUUUGUGAAUUUUUCGCACCUCAUUCGUUCUUAUUUAAUGCAGGCAUAUGACUAGUUGAUGACGUUGUAUUCACUUCUCUAACCCAAACCCCGAAUGCUCAAGUACCUGUACUUAUGAUUUCAACAUUAUAUUCUAGCUUGUAUUUUUUUUUACUGAUCUGAUUCUUUAUGAUAUUGUCCAACAGCAUUCACCCCUUAAUAAUGUGAUACAUAACCCUCAACGUUCACUCCUAACCUUAGAAAUGUUCUUUGUCCCACACUUUUAACUUUAGAAGCAUGAUACUUGUACACAUUACUUACUUCAUGAUACAUAUCACAUAUCAUUCAGUACUAUCCUUAGAUAAAAAUAAUUUUUUUUACACAACAUUUUUAACCUUCAAAACAUGGUAUAUGUUUUCCCUGCAUUCAUUCCCUACCUUAAAAACUUGAUAUUUGUACAAUAACAUUCAAACUCUGAGUCUAAACAAACUUUCACCCUGUUAACAACACCAAGUUGAAAUUGUUAUAAAAAAUGAAAUCCAGUGUCACUUGUGGUAGCCUUACACCAUAUCCCAGGGCAUAUUUUGAUAUUAUUAAUUAACUGUCACAUUUUGUAAAUUAAAAUUUAAUUAAUGUUAAAUAAUUUUCCCCUUUUG